Paralichthys olivaceus (Japanese flounder) is the source of this 3974-nucleotide messenger RNA. It is a transcript of the gene gtpbp1l, whose product is annotated as GTP binding protein 1, like. The record is from RefSeq and is a predicted model, not a curated record. Gene Ontology annotation, biological process: translational elongation. Gene Ontology annotation, molecular function: translation elongation factor activity; GTP binding; GTPase activity. NCBI's taxonomy places the organism in Eukaryota, Metazoa, Chordata, Actinopteri, Pleuronectiformes, Paralichthyidae.
CCCCUGCCUCCAUUGUGUGAUGGGCGUGUCGAAGGCUCGGCACGGACGCGCAGAAGCUAACAGGAUCAACAGCUAAGUUAGCUUGUGACCCAGCUAGCAGCUCCUGAAAAUGGCUUCGGCGACAGAACCAGCGAGCUGCUCGGCUGCAGCGCCCGCAGCAGAGUCCAUAGUGCCCGCUUGUAUGUUUGCACCUGAGCUCGGGUGUACGGACGAUCCAGCCGGGGACGAGGGCGUCGAGGACGGCGAGGAGACGAACGGCGAGCCCGAGGAUCACAUAGACCUGAGCAGUAAGCUGGUGCUGGUGAGUCCGACAGGGGAACAGUAUGAUUCAUUACUACGACAUUUGAGGGAGCGGAUAGAUGAAGGCUGCGGGGAGACAAUCUAUGUGGUUGGAAUGGGCUCAGAUGGAGGUGACUAUGGUCUGGAUGAGAAGGACAUGGAGGCGUCGGUGGCCACGGUGAGGUCGCUGUGCGAGCAGAUUGAGGCUGAUCUAAUCCUGCUAAGGGAGAGGAUAGACACCGGUGGACAUAUUCAAGACUACCUCAUCAGACGCCGUGUUGGCGAGCAGGAUUUCCUGGAAGUCAGAGUGGCGGUUGUAGGGAAUGUGGACGCUGGGAAGAGCACUCUGUUGGGGGUUCUGACCCACGGUGAGCUGGACAACGGCAGAGGCUUUGCUCGCCAGAAGCUCUUUAGGCACAAACACGAAAUGGAGAGCGGCAGGACCAGCAGUGUGGGCAACGAUAUCCUGGGUUUUGAUCAGGAGGGACAGGUGGUCAACAAGCCCGACAGCCACGGUGGCAGCCUCGACUGGACCAAGAUCUGUGAGAAAUCCUCCAAGGUCAUCACCUUCAUUGACUUGGCCGGCCACGAGAAGUACCUCAAAACCACCGUCUUUGGCAUGACCGGACACCUGCCUGAUUUCUGCAUGCUCAUGGUUGGCAGUAACGCUGGCAUCGUUGGAAUGACCAAAGAGCACCUGGGUCUGGCACUGGCCCUAAAUGUGCCCGUGUUUGUCGUCGUUACUAAGAUAGACAUGUGUCCGGCCAACAUCUUGCAAGAGACGCUAAAAUUAUUACAGAGGUUAUUAAAGUCUCCGGGCUGCAGGAAAAUCCCAGUGUUGGUCCAGAACAAGGAUGACGUCAUCGUCACGGCCUCAAACUUCAGCUCAGAGAGGAUGUGUCCGAUUUUCCAGAUCUCGAACGUGACGGGGGAGAACAUGGAGCUGCUGAAGAUGUUCUUAAACCUCCUGUCUUCCAGGACCAUCUUCAGCAACGACGAGCCAGCAGAGUUCCAAAUAGACGACACAUACUCAGUACCGGGUGUGGGCACGGUAGUUUCUGGGACUACGUUACGUGGAAUGAUUCGGCUAAACGACACGUUGCUCUUAGGCCCGGACCCGCUCGGCACCUUCAUCCCCAUCACCGUUAAAUCCAUCCACCGCAAAAGGAUGCCGGUGAAAGAGGUCCGCGGUGGACAGACGGCGUCCUUUGCUCUGAAGAAGAUCAAGCGUUCUUCUAUAAGGAAAGGAAUGGUGAUGGUCUCACCGAAGCUGAUGCCUCAGGCCACCUGGGAGUUUGAGGCUGAGAUUUUGGUGCUGCACCACCCGACUACGAUAUCACCGAGAUACCAGGCCAUGGUUCACUGUGGCAGCAUCAGGCAGACAGCCACCAUCCUGACAAUGAACAAAGACUGUCUGAGGACAGGGGACAAGGCCUCAGUUCAUUUCCGCUUCAUUAAGACGCCCGAGUACCUUCACUGUGACCAGAAGCUGGUGUUCAGGGAAGGACGCACCAAAGCUGUGGGCACAAUCAUCAAGCUUCUCCAAUCAGUGAGCACCCAGGCAGCUAAGGCCCAACUGUCCAAGAUGCAGGCCAAAAAAAAAAAUUUUAAAGAGGGCACAGCAGCCAAUGAGGAGGCCGGAUCGUCGGCGCGGCCGCCCAGUCCCAACGCAGCACAUUUACCACUCAAGUCGGGCGGCGGCGGACGCAGGAGAGGAGGUCAGAGACAUCGAGGGAAAGGCCUGAACCCUGCGACGAUCUCCACGGCAGUGACGGCAGGAGCGGCCGGCACGGCCUAAAAAAAAAAAGAAGCACGACCCUUCUUGUCUCCUCAGCUCAUCUCGUUACAGAGAGGAAAAGUGAAUGCAUCGCCCCCUGGUGGUUGUAUACAGACUAACUGCACAUGUUUCUUUCAUAUAAAAAUGAUUAUUCGGCAAUUUUGAAUCCUAACAGAGUGAAUUCUUUUCCACAGAAAGUUGUUUUAUUGACAUAUUUGCUGACGAUGAUCGAGUUUUCUUUAGUUGGGGUGUUUUUUUUUUGAAUUUGUAGGUGACAUUACACAACAUUUGCUUUUGUAACGCAACAGUAACGGAGGUGUUCACCUUGUCUGUGGUUCAUCAGAUCUUAUUUCAUAGCAUUAACAGAUUCUCCCGGUGAGCAGAGGCUUCAGUCACCGAACCUUUUCCAAACCCUCUUCAUCCUCGUUCUGCAUCUUUCUCGCGUUCAACACAACCGAACCUUCAGGAUGCAGCUUCCACAGACGGCGUCGGUGUAGAUCCCGUCACGUCGGUCAUUUAAGGAGGAAGAACAACAGCAUGUUUCCUCUAGAAAAGCUCCCUGUCGGUUAGAUUUUAUGUUGUAAGUGAAAUGGGACUGAUGAGGUUGAACGAGUGUCUGACAGCAGAUAAAUUACGAAUCAGAUGUAGCUGAUGUGUCGGCUCGUCCUUCAGCUGUUGGUCUCCCCUGCUGAUAAUCUUUCGCUGGUGUUACAGAGUUGGCGUUGGGUAAAUUUUGUGGCAGAUUAACAGGGACGUUGCGUUCUUACCUUGGGAUCGUGGCCACUGAUGCACUAGUGUUUACCUGACGUUACUCGUCAUGAAACAUCUCUGCGCAGAUGAAGACAAAACACGGUCUCAUCUAUUUUAUAACUUUGAUACUAAACCAACAUGCCGAAGUUUUAAUGUUCUUGAACUGUUGCUUCUUUUCCUCAAGUUAAAGUCAAGUGUAAAGGAGGAUCUGUCAUGUGUGCAGGUCACGGUGAAGUCACACGCACUCAGUUGUCUGUUUAUUAGGGACACCUAGCCGGAAUUCUACCUACAGGAAGUUUCACAACCUUCUGGAGUGUUUCUAGUGUUUUUUGCUGCAGUUUUAUGUCACUGGCAGGUGUUUCUAUUAUUUUGUCCAACCCGUGUAUAUCACCGAGGAUAGACUAAUCCUCCGUAGUGUCCAAGCAGUUCAGUCUAAAACAGUUUCAACACAUUAUCAUGACGGGAGGUUCACUGCAGGACUGUGAGUUUGAGCUGCGUGUUCCUAAUAAACUGGAAACUGAGUGUCCGAUAAGCCAAACAGGUGUAAGCACAAAGUUAAAGCUAAGCCAAGCAAGAACAUACGUAACUCACCAAAAGAUGAUUCUGCACAAGUGGAUGCAAAAAAACAAAUUAUGACUCUUUUCAAAAAGGAAUUUAUACGAUGUAGGUCGGAAGAUUUUUUUCCAUCUGAUGAGAAACUUUGAAACAGAAACUUUUUGUUAACAGUUUAAAAAAAAACAAAACAAACCGGUGAUCACAUCAGAUUCAGCUCAAACUAAAUCAAGUUUAUUUCCACCAAUAACUUCAAGCUUUUCUUUUCCCACUGGUUUUAUCAAGUUGUUUAAUGAUCCCGUUCACAGUUUUGGAAUUUAACUCAAGUGUUGUUACAGUUUUAGGAUCUUUUUCAACACGCUUACAUUUCGUCUUUGCAGCUUUUAAAUUUCACAUUUUAUGACAGAAUAUUCUCCCUUUUUUGUUUUUUCCUUUUGACUGUUUCCUUUCUUACUGAUCGUGCAUGGAUUUAUUUUGAAGGGACGCAUUUUCUGUGUAUCUAUGUACAAAAAAAGAUGAAAGUUGUGCAGACGAACUAAGAUGGUCGAUGCCAUUUAAAUUAAGUGGUGCCAGUUUGUGUUGUAAAUCCUUUUAAAUAAAGAUGUUACAGAAAAAA